AUGUUCCCACCUCAAAAGGCGAAAACGAGGGGAGAGGAAAGGUGAGGAAGGUGACAAGAUCAUUGGAAAUACGUAAAUUGCUUUUCGAAUACUUUGAGGUUUGGAGGAGGGUAGCCCGAAAGUCGUAGUCAAAAAUAAGAUACGUAUUACCUAUUAUAUGAUAGUUAGAAAAGGCAGGGUAAAUACGUCCACUUCAUUUUUUGCGAUGACAAAAAAUUGUGUGCUGAAUGAGAAGAUGACAUUGAAAAAGUCCCAAAAUACAGUAAUUCACCGCAUUAUGCAAUAAGUAGCAUGGUAAAAUACGAGUUGUAAAGUCGGUUUUUGAGCCUGGGAUCAAAACUGGCUGUAUGGAAAACAGGUUUCGACCAAUGCCCAACAAUGUGAGCCUAACAAAGUUACUGAAUAAUCGGAUUUAAAGAGUAGAGUAAAAGGUUGUGGCUAUAGUUUCGAAUGAUCUAAAAUUACAUUACGUCGUAUAAUCAUGUGCAAUGUCCUUGUGCUUUGCGACCUUUAUAGACUUUACGUGCAACUAUUUACAAGGUUCUACAGCUGAAUUGAGGAAGGUACGGUCGGAGAAUGCCCUUUCUUUGAUCGUAUCUUCUCUGUACUAUGGCGUCGCAACACUUGAGGGCAACCACUUUGUGGGCAGCAGGCAUUUGCCAAUUAGAAUUGCGAUUUUUCUACCGUAAUAUACGAAUCUAUCUUAUCGGAAAAAAAUAAUCUAAACUUGUGCCAAGUUUUAUUGCAUGCUGAGCCGCGCAUUUCGAGCCUACUGUAGGAAGUCUUCAGUCGAAUAAAUUCUUUUCACUUAUUUUUAUGAAACUAGGAUCGUACCACGGUAGUUAAAUUAUCAUCAAAACUUUCAACUUACUCCAAACAACGAAUAACCGCCGCUCUUGAAGAACAUGACAAGCUGAAUAAAGUCUAGAAAGAGAUCUUCCUCAAAAUACAAACUACCCUUAACACCUCCUUGCUAUUUUUACGUGGGCUUGGGUUUGUGAACUCGCGUUCCUCAUUAUUUGCCCUUCUAUUUAAGCACUACUACUAUUAGCCGGGGUAUUUACAAACCUCGAAAAUCGGAGUUAAUUUCGAUAAGACUACAGUAGGGUCUGAAUUUGUCAUCUCUGGCUGCAACUCUCACCUUUUAUUCGCCAGCUCACGUCAUCCCGUAGGAAGGUCUGGAUAAACAGUAACUCUAGAAGAGAGAAGCCAAGCCCGAUCAGAGAUUACUUACUAUUUAUGACUUGUUUAGAACAUCGAUCUCUAGAAGGGCUCUCAAAUCUAAAGUCACCUUCAAAAGUCAUGUUUUUAAUGGGAAUGUUUACUUUUUAAGGUGUAUUUACCUUUUUUUAGACUGAUUUUCUCAACUUUUUUCAUGGAUCCAGCUGUUUUUUCGAACAAAAAAGUUGCGCUUUUAAACUUUUUGCAAAGAAGUUUAGGUAAAUUUUGCUACAAAGACGCCCAAGUUGGGAUCUCGGAUUACUUUUGGAGCUUGCAGACAAAGUUUGAAGGGGUCAAAAUGAUCUUUUAAAAUUAACAAAAAGACGUGCAAAAAUCAGCAAAAAAUCACGAAAAGUUUUCAGCAAUAACAAGUGAUUUCAAGAGUAUAAAACAAAGUAAAAAUGCUACUAUGUCAUGUAAAAUCACAACCAAAAUCUGAGAAGAGCGCUUCGACGGCUUGUCGGAUCCAGCGGUCUUUGCUUUUGCGCGAUUUGCAUAAUCAAAAUUGAAUUUUUGUCGAUAAAAAUGGCUUUUUCGGGAGUAAAAAUGAAUCAGCGGAACAGAAGGGAGUUACUAUUGUCAGUAAUUUUGGUUCAAAUUUUGAUGGAUUAAAGUAAAUGGAAGACGUGAUUACUCGGAGUUGAGGUUGUUGAAUUAGACUAGACUUUUUGAAAAACAAAAAGGUCAAGGAAUUUGAAAAAAAUUUACGAGAAAACUGUGCAAAAAAAUUUUCUUAAAGGACCACAAAAGGUAUUUUUUGAACCGAAAUUUGCUCGGCUAAAAAAUUGACUAUCAGGAAUUUUCGUGUCGAGAAAAUUCCGGAGAACAAAUGUUCUCGAUUUAUUUUCGGAUAAAAAGAUUUCCCGAGCUUCUGUUCCGACCUUCUUGUACAUGGUCUGGCAGUUCCACUCGAUGCAAGGAAGCAUUAUAACCGUUUCUGCAGUUCCAAUUUGGACCACCACCUCGAGAACGACAUGUAAGUCAAUAUUUUAGUGUUUUUAGCGAGUUUAGGUAAUUUUUUGACAUGGAAGUGCAAGAAAGAGAAUUUAGUUCCAUAAUAAGCCAUCCAGGAGUGCUAGUGGCCGAGUUUUUGGAAGGUUACAGUCAAAAAUUGACCAAAAUCCCUUGUGUAAUAUACUAUUUUCAGGAACUCGAAUCCGGAUGCUGCCAGAUGGCUUCAUUCUUUCCACAAGGACUCGCAAAAGCAUCUUACGAGGUGUGAGACCGGUAUAAGUCAUUGAACGUUCAACAUUUAGGCUUUUCAUUGAGCUGAUGUCAAAAUAUGAAAGGUGAGAUUUCUCUUUGUUUUCAUGGUUUAGGUCCGGAAAUCUUUGCUCCUUGAGCAAGAAAAUCGUUUCGGCUUUCUAAUGAUACCAUCUUGAAUGUGGUUGCACCAUUUUACGCCACACUAUUAGCAAAACCAUGAUCAAUCGGUCCAGUGUAAUAUAAUUCUUUCAGGCGAAGACCUCCACAGCCGCGAAGCUUCGACAUGUCAACUAGCUGUAAAAGUACGGACAAUAGGAAGGUCUCAUCAUCAAAAAAUCUGGAGGAAUGA
This is a messenger RNA of Bursaphelenchus xylophilus (pine wood nematode), 2776 nucleotides long. The record is from the annotation of a GenBank genome assembly. Lineage: Eukaryota; Metazoa; Nematoda; Chromadorea; Rhabditida; Aphelenchoididae.